AUGCUAGCUGAUCUUAAAAAUCUACCAGCACGGUGCUUGGCUUCUUGCAGCCUAGUCUUCCGAACGGAACCAACUUAUUACUUAUGUACCCACGGUUCUCAACCACCCGAAGGUCAAAUAAUUCAUACUGAUCAAAGCACAUCGGCAUUACUUCGUAUCGUAAGGAAGCGGGAAAGUUCUGCGGUCACCCUUAAAAAGUGCGCGGAAUUGAAGGAUGGAAAGCGUCCUCAUGAGUCGAUGGCUGCAGGCGGGGCUGAAGGACAGCCUGCAAAGAAGCUGAACACUGGCGCAGCAGCCGUAGCCGCCAAGGCAAGCCAGGUAUCCGGCCUAUCGCAACACCUGACAACGACAUCUUUGACCGCUGAGGAGCUGAAAGCGAAGACGGUUCCGCAGCUUAAGGAGUUGUUACGGGCUCGCGGACUGGCCGUCUCCGGUGCCAAAGACGAACUCGUUCGCCGCUUAGUCGACCACCAACGGGCAAACAAGUACAAAUAA
Volvox carteri f. nagariensis is the source of this 495-nucleotide messenger RNA. RefSeq lists its product as uncharacterized. The record is from RefSeq and is a predicted model, not a curated record. NCBI's taxonomy places the organism in Eukaryota, Viridiplantae, Chlorophyta, Chlorophyceae, Chlamydomonadales, Volvocaceae. The transcript has a single exon. The coding region runs from base 1 to 495 and encodes 164 amino acids.